Molecule: messenger RNA, 1201 nt
Organism: Nomia melanderi (Alkali bee)
Lineage: Eukaryota; Metazoa; Arthropoda; Insecta; Hymenoptera; Halictidae
Source: RefSeq, a predicted model, not a curated record
ACUGUUCGUGCCGGGGAAAGGAGCGGAGUGCUCGUGAACGUUACGUUGCGUUACAAUCGAGGUCGUUGCGUUGCUCUCUUCGCCAUCUUGCACGGCGUUUGCCAUGGAGUGGUCGCGGGACAUGGCGAAAGCUUUGGUAAGGCUCUACAAAGAGAAAGACUGCCUAUGGAACCCGCAGAACCAGGAUCACUAUCAGAAAUCGAAAAGAAACGACGCCUGGACAGAAAUAGCGGCCGAACUGACCGUUCUGUACGAUAACUUGGUGUCCAUUAAUGACUGCAAGAAAAAAAUGGACUGCAUUCUGUCGUCGUUCCGUCGGGAAAAGAUUAAAGUCAAACGAAUUCGCGUCGAGAAAGGUGUACAUACUAAAUCCGCCUGGUUCCUAUUCGAUUCACUGUCGUUCCUUAUGGACAAGGGGGUUCAUCGAUUGGAUCCAAAUUCAUUUACCACUCCGGUUUCGCAUACGCCGGACAUAAACGAAACGUUCUCAAUGGAGCCUCCUCCGCUGAGAAUGAGCUUCCAGCCGGAGGUCGAAGUGACCGAGGAGAAUCUGGACUCGGACUCGCAGUCGCGGAGGUUACUCGGGCAGGACGAAUGCUCCAGUUUCGGAAUGUUCGUCGGGAACAAAUUAAGAAACUAUUCGUUCUAUACGCGGAGCGCGGUUCAGCACGCCAUUAGCGACAUUCUGUUCAACGCGGACAUGGGCUACUACAACCGAGCCGCUACGUCUGUGGAGGCGCAGACCGAGGUCGAGGAAACGAACUCGCAGCAACCGCCCGCCGCAGGUUCUCAGGCGCAAGUUCAGUGCAAGAUCGAGGAAAUUAACGUGAUGGAGACCGAUCCCUUAUUAAACUGAUGGGACUGUACGGUUGUUGCGGUACAAUUACCGCAAUUGGCUGUACAGUCUCGUCUGUUUAAUACGAAAUCGAUUUCUGUCGGUACAGUCGCGUCGGAGAUACCGAAGCACCAUUCCAUCCGUCGUCUCGAAAGAGUCCUGAGGGUCCAUGUAAAUACAUAUCCGGAAACUACGCUUACGAGAUUUCGCGAAGACGUGUGCGCGAGGAUACUGUAAAUAGGAAGCAUUCUGAGGUGAAGACUCGUUUAGUGUGAUCGAGAAAGCAAUAUUUUUCUGUUGUACAUAUUCCAUCCUGUGUACAGCGUAGAAUUUAAAUAUGACAGGAAGUGCGUUUUGUAAAUAUAA